UGCUGGCCAUGCGCCUCAGGCUGGAGAACACGCCUUGACGCUGACCUGCUCACGAUGCUUUUUCCCUCCAGGAAUACAUCUCGUGCAGAAUUUCCCCCUCCUGACUCCCUACCACCUUAGACAUCCACUAAACACACUUCCUCCUCCUCAACUCAGCUAUUCAAAAUGGCACCUGAGUCCGCGAGCGCCAUGGCGGGCCAGGCCAGACAGCGCUUUCAAGAGACUGAAGAAGAUCGCAUUACUCGAGAAUCUGGAAAGUUCCCUGACUUUGAGAAAACUAUGCCUGCCCUCAUGCACCGGUUCCAAUUCUCCCUCAAGGAUAACCUGUCUUCCUACCUUGGAUCGCACAACCCCUUCUACAAAUACGUCGACCCGGAGAAGGAUCUCGUAUGGCUAUUCGACAGUACCGGUUACAAGGACCGACUGGGGCUGUGGAGCACCGAGGUUGUUGCGGCAUACUUUGUGAAGAACAGCGGCAAAGACUUGGGAGAAGUCGUCGCGUGGAUCAGCGAGCAGGUUGGGCUUGCAGACGAUGACCAGGCAAAGGCUACCAUUGCCAAGAGGGUUCAGCCUCUCCUGGACUCGAUUCUCCCAGCCCACGCUGUGAAGAUCGAGCUGCAGGGCGUUCCGACACAACUUGGCCCCAGCGGCCGAGAUGGCAUCAGCACCGAUUCUUUGACUAUCCCUGGACAGAACAUUUUCCAUGUCGACAAGAAAGAGGGCCAAGUCGCCAACGCGAAGCCAAUCAACGUCGAUGGAAUGGCCAUGAGAAUCAACCUUGUGACUCCAACUGGAUGGGCCAUCAUCAGCGACAUCGACGAUACCAUUAAGAAGACCCUGACCUCUUCGCCCAUUGGUAUCCUGAAAACAACCUUCACCGAUGAGCCAGAGCCGAUCCAAGGCAUGCCCGAGUUCUACAAGCACAUCGCUCAGACGCUCAACAACCCACCUUUCUGGUAUCUCUCUGCCUCGCCCUACAAUUUAUAUCCCUUCCUACGCGAGUUUAGGGAUGCUUAUUACCCUGCUGGAACUAUGGUCUUGCGCGAUGCGUCCUGGAUGAAUCUCGCUGGAUUUCUGGAAAACCUCACGCGAGGAACGCAAGCAUACAAGGUGGGAGCCAUGCAAAAGAUCCACGCAUCCUUCCCCAAGCGCAAGUUCAUAUGCAUUGGGGACAGCACCCAAUCUGAUCCCGAGGCAUACGGCGAAAUGUAUCGCAAGUACUCCAAGUGGAUCGGUGCGAUCUAUAUUCGGAAGGUUACUGGAGUCUCGGAGAUGGAUGAGGACAAGAAGAAUGAUCCAGAGAGGUUCGAGAAGGCCUUCAAAGACGUACCAAAUAAUAUCUGGUGCGUCUUUGAAGAUCCAAAGGAAUUGUAUUCCAAAGUAGAGGCACUUCAGCGUGUGGGCUCAUAGAAUUGAUAAGACGCGGAUUGACUUUUUACUUCAUUAUUUGACUGGGCAGAUGAUAUCAGCGUUUGUUAACUUGAGGUGGUUAUAUAGUGCCAGGCAUAUCUUGUCCCUCAGUAAUGAUUCCUGUGGCUUCAC
This is a messenger RNA of Lindgomyces ingoldianus, 1542 nucleotides long. RefSeq lists its product as uncharacterized. The record is from RefSeq and is a predicted model, not a curated record. Lineage: Eukaryota; Fungi; Ascomycota; Dothideomycetes; Pleosporales; Lindgomycetaceae. Gene Ontology annotation, cellular component: actin cortical patch. Gene Ontology annotation, molecular function: phosphatidate phosphatase activity. The coding region runs from base 166 to 1410 and encodes 414 amino acids. The transcript has a single exon.